ACAAGUUUUUUUUUUUACCAUUUCAACCACUUCACCUUCCACUCCAGUGGCCAAAAUGGCUGUAAGAAUUCCCCUCACUCACCUCCUGGUAUGCCAUUUCUUGGUGGCAGCCAUGGCAACGCUAGAUGUGUCAGAGGAGGAGGGCAACAUGAGGUACAAGGACUCGACGCAGCCGAUGAAUCUUCGGAUAAGGGACCUGCUAAACCGAAUGACGCUACCCGAGAAGAUCGGGCAGAUGGUCCAGAUCGAGCGAGCAGCAGCGAGCCCUGACGUCGUAAGGAAUUACUCGAUCGGCAGUGUCUACAGCGACGGAGAGAGGAGCGUGUCGUCGUCCCCGACGGCCACUCCUCAGGAGUGGAUUGAGACGAUCAACGAGCUGCAGGCUGCGGCGAUGUCCAGCCGGCUUGGGAUUCCGUUGAUGUACGGGAUCAACGCCGUCCAUGGCCACAACACUGCCUACCGAGCCACCAUUUUCCCUCACAAUGUCGGCCUCGGCGCCACCAGGGAUCCUGCCCUGGUGAGGAGGAUUGGCGCUGCAACAGCAUUGGAAGUUAGAGCUACUGGGAUCAACUACGUGUUUGCUCCUUGUGUUGCUGUUUGUAGGGAUCCAAGAUGGGGAAGGUGCUACGAGAGCUACAGUGAGGAUCCUACGAUUGUGAGAGAAAUGACAGAGAUCAUACCAGGGUUGCAAGGAGACAUGCCUUCCGGCUGGAAAACAGGCUCUCCUUUCGUCGGGGGAAGGGAAAAGGUUGCUGCUUGUGCCAAACACUAUGUGGGCGAUGGUGGGACGAAGAAUGGAGUGGACAAAGAGGACACAGUGGGAAGCUUCCACAACUUGCUGAGCGUUCAUAUGCCGGCUUAUAUGACGUCGGUGAUCAAGGGCGUUUCGACGAUCAUGACGUCUUAUAGCAGCUGGAACGGGGAGAAGAUCCACAAUCACCGGUUUCUGGUCACUGAAUUCCUCAAGAACACCCUCCAUUUCAGGGGGUUUGUGAUCUCGGACUGGAAAGGCGUCGACAAGAAUGCAAACUACACUGACUCUGUUAUGGGAGCAAUUUCAGCAGGGAUCGACAUGGUCAUGGAUCCUGAGAAUCACACCAUGUUCAUCGAUGUCCUGACGGAGCUUGUCAACCUGAAGGCCAUCCCUAUAUCGCGUAUUGACGAUGCAGUUGGAAGGAUCCUGAGAGUCAAAUACGCUAUGGGCCUUUUUGAGGAUCCUUGGGCCGACGAGGCCCAUGUGGAUCACCUUGGAAGCCAGGCUCACCGAGAUCUGGCAAGAGAAGCCGUCAGGAAAUCGCUCGUGCUCCUGAAGAACGGGGACAACGAGACAGGUCCGUUGCUGCCUCUUCCGAAACACAGCUCCAGGAUUCUGGUGACCGGAACACACGCCAACAACUUGGGUUACCAGUGCGGCGGGUGGACCAUGUCCCAACAAGGCCUCACCGGCAACAACAUCACCGCCGGAACCACCAUCCUGAGCGCCAUCACCUCCGCCGUCGAUCCCACGACGGAGAUCUUCUACCACACAAACCCGCCGGCCGACUUCCUCGAGUCCAACAACUUCACCUACGCGAUCGUGGUCGUCGGGGAGACGCCGUAUGCCGGGUCACGGGGAGAUGACGCCAACCUGACGAUAUCGGAAGAAGGGCGCGGUACUAUUUACAACGUGUGCGAGUGGGUGAAGUGCGUCGUCGUUUUGGUAUCGGGCAGACCGCUCGAGAUUCAACCCUACCUGCCCAAGGCGAGGGCGCUCGUUGCGGCUUGGCUGCCCGGGACGGAAGGGCAGGGGGUUGCUGACGUGUUGUUUGGGGACUAUGAGUUCACCGGAAAGCUUCCUCGUACUUGGUUCAAGUCGGUGGAUCAAUUGCCCAUGAACGCCGGCGACAAGAAUUAUGACCCGCUGUUUCCAUUAGGGUUUGGGUUGGUGGCCAAGGCUGGAGGAUCUCAGGAUAGUUAGAUAGGCAGGCUCUAGCUUUGGGAUUAUUCUUCUCUAAAUUUUCAUUGUUUUAGUGUGAUCUUUCAUUUAUCCUUAUGACACAUUAGUUUUGGGAUUUUAGAAUAAUGUAGAUGAGAAGCUUAGAUGAUUGGUGGAUUUACUAAAUUAUAAUGAAGGGGUUGAAAUUGUUUUUAUAUGGGAUAAGUAUUCAAUUAGGUUUAAAUAUUUAAUUGAGCUGCAUUAGAAAUGAUGAGACGAUUUAUUUUCGCAGUUUGAUUUCGACGGUCGAAGUUGCUCCUUUUUAUAAAUUUUCUCAAAAAAACGAAUAUGACGACGUUGCCUUCAUGAAGGACUUCGAGUCUUAUUAAGAGAUUUACCACAUAUUUACUUUGUUCGAUGUCAGUAAUUGAAAAUCGGUUAGGAUGAAUGCCUUUUGUAUGUUGACAAAUAAAUUAAAGUUCAUGAAAUUAUACUCGUCAUAAAAAUAAAAGGAAAAUCAUCAAAAUAUUAUCAUUGGAUUAUCUUAUAAUCUAAGUGUAUCAUAAUUGUCGAAGUUUUUUUAUUUUUUAAAACAACCCAUCAAAUAUGUACAAAUUUCAAUUGGACGCCACUAUAAGAUCAUAAACACUAAAAAAAAUUUAAUUAUCGUAUCCAAGAAACGUUCUAGGAUCGUUACUUUUCAAGAAGUUUAGAGUAGCUGAAAAACAAUGAGUAAAACACUUGACGAGAAAUCGCGCAUAGAUCUAUUGAUGGUAUGGUGCAAACCGCAAUCACAUUAAUAUAUGUUACAUAGAGAU
Molecule: messenger RNA, 2733 nt
Organism: Linum trigynum
Lineage: Eukaryota; Viridiplantae; Streptophyta; Magnoliopsida; Malpighiales; Linaceae
Source: the annotation of a GenBank genome assembly